This is a messenger RNA of Panicum virgatum (switchgrass), 360 nucleotides long. Its product is annotated as ice-structuring protein 4-like. The coding region runs from base 1 to 360 and encodes 119 amino acids. The transcript is spliced from 2 exons. Lineage: Eukaryota; Viridiplantae; Streptophyta; Magnoliopsida; Poales; Poaceae. The record is from RefSeq and is a predicted model, not a curated record.
AUGCGGCGGCGCCCAGGACCAGCGCCUGCCUCCGCCAUCGUCGCGUCGGACGCAGCUGCCCCCAGCACCGGCGCCUCCGACGUUGCUGCGUCGGGUGCGGCCGCGCCCAGGACCGGCGCCUCCGCCGCCGCUGCGUCUGCCGCGCCCGUCACCGGCGGCCCCGCCGCUGUAGAGUUAGGUGCUGCUGAGUCUGCUGCUCUCGCGGCUGCUGCUGCUGCUGUUGCUGUCGGCGGGAGGUAUCUCUCGGUGGCGAUGGUGGCGGCGCAGUCGCCCCGGAGGACCCGCGAGGGCCGGUGGCCCGGGACCUACCCUGGCGCGCGCCCUCGGCGGUCCUCUGGUGCUUCGUGGCGGACUUCGUAA